CAACAAAGAUAAAGUGCUUAGAAUCCUCACCCACACAUUGAGUGAGAAAGGGACAAUAAGUACCUGGGCCAGCAAAUGGGGAAGCACAUUCAGUUAUGAAAAUUCCACAGUUUUUGCUUCCUUCUUCAAGCUUCAUCUUCAUUGAAGAUUGAGUCUGCAAGUGGCCAUAGAACAAGGAAGCAUGGAGGUUCAGAGAUAUCUUCUUAUUUCCUUCUUUCAUGCAAGUCUUGCUUCUCUCAUUUUGCCUUUUGUUUCCUCAUCUCAAGAACAUGAACAAACUAAAAGCUAUUCAAGAAACAAAGACGACAGCUUCAAGAUGAGUUCCAGGUUGCUGUAUGAAAUCAAAGUACAUGGUUUUCUGCUAUGGGCUUCAAUGGGGUUCUUGAUGCCUGUUGGUAUAAUUGCAAUCAGACUUGCAACCAGAGAAAGGAAUCAAAGAAGGCGAAAAAUUAUAUUCUAUGGUCAUGCAGUUCUGCAGCACGUUGCAGUUAUUGUUGCCACAGCAGGAGCAAUAAUGUCCAUAAAAAAUUUCAACAACUUAUUCAACAAUACUCAUCAGAGAAUAGGAGUAGCAUUAUAUGGUAUUAUCUGGCUGCAGCUCCUUCUUGGUAUUUUUCGACCUCAAAGGGGAUCCAAAAGAAGAAGUGCAUGGUACCUUUCACAUUGGAUAGCAGGAACAGCAGUUUCAUUUCUGGGUGUAUUGAGUGUAUAUUUAGGACUACAAGCCUAUGAAGAAAAAACAUCAAAAAGUGUAACAGUUUGGAAGAUACUUUUCACUGCCCAAAUAUGUUUGAUUGUGGUUUUGUACCUCUUUCAAGACAAAUGGGUUUAUUUACACAACCAAGGACAGGUUUUGGACAGUGAAUUGCAAAAUUCUACUGCUCCAGAGAUUUGUCCUGAUGAAAACCAACAGAAGAAGGAAUUGAAGCCUGAAUCUUGUUAAGGAAGAUAAAGUAUGUUGAAGAGUCACAACAUUUUGUGACUUGGCAUGUGCUGGACAUGAAUACAGCUUUUUCACACAGUCUUGAUACUUCAUAGUUUGUUUAGUAACUUUGGCUUCUUCUAUUAUAGGAAAAAGGAGUAUAAAAUGUGCAGAGUAAUUAUUUAGAGAUUGGUAAGAACUUCUUUUAGUUUUACUUUUAUUUUAAAAAAUAUCAAGUAUGAGGCUCACUUGUAGCCUUCAUAGAGAUAGAAGGGAAUAAAAGUACAGUAGAACAACCAAAGGCAAGUUAAAUACCGUUGCUAUUCAAUGGGGUUUCAUUUGGUCUUCAAAGGAUAAAUCAAGUUAAUUGCACAGCUUUUUUAA
Molecule: messenger RNA, 1306 nt
Organism: Neltuma alba
Lineage: Eukaryota; Viridiplantae; Streptophyta; Magnoliopsida; Fabales; Fabaceae
Product: cytochrome b561 domain-containing protein At2g30890-like
Exons: 4
Coding region: 182-943 (253 amino acids)
Molecular function (GO): transmembrane monodehydroascorbate reductase activity; heme binding
Source: RefSeq, a predicted model, not a curated record